AUGCAAGCUGCUCCGCAAAAUCGUCCAGAGGAAUACGACUUAGUUUGUCCGAUUACACUUCGAGUCUUUCGAGACCCUGUCCAAGCUGCAGACGGUCAUACAUAUGAACGUCAAGCAAUCGUACGAUGGAUCAAAGAGCAUGGUACGAGUCCACUUACACGACAACCAUUGAAUAUUGACGACUUACUACCAAAUUAUGAUGUGAAAGAUGCAGUUGAUCGAAGACCUAGCCUGACGGCAUCUAUUGACGUACAUGACGAAUCAAUGGCUAAUCGAAAUCCACGGAUAACGCCUGUCAACAACAAAGUUCUAAUAACGAAGGGCAAAACAUGUCAUGUGUUACACGAAGGCCUAUGUUGCCAACGUCGAUGCUGUAUUCUAAUCAUGAUUUUAUCAGCGAUCGUCUUGUUGGCAUGUGCACUCACUGCUGGCCUUUUUAUGAGUAAAUAUUCUAAUAUAGUACCGCUCACAAAGGUCCGGCGUUCGACAUUUUUGAAUCUCUAA
Adineta steineri is the source of this 504-nucleotide messenger RNA. Lineage: Eukaryota; Metazoa; Rotifera; Eurotatoria; Adinetida; Adinetidae. The record is from the annotation of a GenBank genome assembly.